This is a messenger RNA of Mangifera indica (mango), 1383 nucleotides long. RefSeq lists its product as uncharacterized. The coding region runs from base 119 to 1108 and encodes 329 amino acids. The transcript is spliced from 6 exons. The record is from RefSeq and is a predicted model, not a curated record. Lineage: Eukaryota; Viridiplantae; Streptophyta; Magnoliopsida; Sapindales; Anacardiaceae.
GUUAUUUGUAAAUUUCCCGUAGGUGAAAAAAAAAUUCAUUUUUGCAAAUAGCCCCCAACUUACUUUAAAACGAGCGAGGGGUUUCUAUACGAGGGUUUUGGAAAUAGUGAUCGAAGAAAUGGCGAAGGAAGGUGAGCUGUGGGAUGACUCUGCUCUCGUCAAAGCCUUCGACGAUGCCGUUUCCAAAUACAAGAAAAUGCACAGCAAGAACAAAAACCAAGCUCCUCUUCACCUUGAAGACCAUGCGGAUAUAAGGGAGGGAGAAGAUAGCAAUGUCAUAUUAAAGACUGAAACAGAGAUAACAGCAGGUAAAAAUAUUGUUCCAAUUGAAGAAAAUCCUUAUGGAGAUUCGUCAAAUGGAGUGGUCAUGCAAGAUGCAAUUAAUGGCUAUGCAUAUCCACAAGGUGUGGAAGAUUACAAUCAGUUACUCGGUCAGUAUUAUGAGCUCGAGGAGAAGAGGCAACAGAUUUUACAACGCUUGAAUCAAUUUGGUAAUUGGAAUUACCAUUGUUCGGGUGAAAAUUUCAGCUCCGGGGCACAGUGGGGUACUUGCUCUACUUCUCAAGAUAUUCAACUCCCUGCAACUCAAACAUCUCAUCCAGCCAUUGUUUGUUCAUGCUGCCCAUAUGUAUCUCAAUGUUGCCUGGCCUCUCUCACAACAUGUUCUGCUUGUUCUCUGGGUGGUGCUUGCAAUGGUAGAAUUUGUACUGAUACUAAUGCAGCCACAGGAUCUGGAAAGUCGCAUACUGUAGUUGACAGUGACAUUGUCAAUACAGCAAUGGGAGCUAUAGACAGAGCAUUAUCUUCCUUGAAGACAGAUGAAGAGAUAGAGAAGAAGAAAGAAAAUGGAGGGGAUGUUGCUCAAACUAAUAACUCUGAAACAGAUCUUACUGUUGUCUUAAAUGCUUGGUAUUCUGCAGGUUUCUACACUGGCAAGUACCUCACUGAGCAGUCUAUUGCAACGAAUCGGCACAACUUCCUUAAUUUGUUCAAUUGUAAAAAUGCCAAAGACAUCAUCAUCUGUCACUGCAUUUAUUACUGCAAGUGCUACAUCAUCGACACAAACUGGUGGAGCCAAGUGCACAUCAGAUCCAGGAAGAGAACUUAAGGGUUUAGCAAAAUUUUCUAUUGCGGCAAGAAUUCUCUCCAAUGGUUCCCCAAUCAAAUCCAGAGGGAUCUCAAAACCAUCUACCUUCCUUUACCCGUAUAUGAAACCAGGUCUCAAAACCACACCUGAAGAAGUUAAUUAGUAUGGCAAAAUCUGAGUCAAGUUAAUAGGACAAAAAGUGACAGGUUCAUAGUCGACAGUCAGACAACUGUAAAGCGCUUUGGACACAAUGCACAUAGGCCAUGAAAUAACAAGGGUGUUUGGUUCAAAACUUC